AUGGCUGGUGUACUUCACAGCUCUCCUGACUCCCUGGCUGAGUCCUGGUUCAAGUCUAGACUCAGCCACCAGCGCAGCUACAGCUCCGCUCACUCCUGCGAGGAGUCGGACCUGGACCUGGACCUGGACCUGGACCUGAACCGCUCUCUGGGAAUCCACGCUCUCAUUGACAACAUGGUCUGCUUCAUCAGCGGCGACGUGGGCCUGGUGCCAGCCUUCAAGGAACCAGAGGAAAGCAUGUCCACUAGCCCUCAGGCUACCGUUCUUGCUAUGGAGCAGCAGCAGAGCAGGGCAGAGCUGCGUUUGGAAGCGCUCCAUCAGAUUGUGGUGUUGAUCUCUAGCAUGGAAGAGAAGGGCAGCCAGUCUGGAAGUGCUAAUCGAUGGAGCAGCACCUUCCAGUCCUCUUUUCUUCUUACCUCCGUCAGGCUGCAGUUCCUGGCUGGCUGUUUUGGUCUUGGCACCGUUGGUACCGGAGGCCUGAAGAGCGAGAGCAUGCAGCUGCAUCACUAUCAAGAUGGGAUUAAAGCUGCCAAGAGGAGCCUGCAAAUGGAGAUUCAGACAGCUGUCCAUAAAAUCUAUCAGCAGCUGUCAGUCACACUGGAGAGAGCCCUGCAGGCCAACAAGCACCACAUAGCUUUGAUCCGUAAGCAGCACACUGCAGAGCUUCACAUCGGAGACUUCCUAGUCUUCCUCAGGAGGGUGGUGUCCUCUAAAGCUAUCCAGUCUAAGAUGGCUUCCCCUAAAUGGACUGAAGUUCUGCUCAACAUCGCUGCUCAGAAGUGCUGCUCAGGGGUCCCUCUUGUAGGAAACAUGAGAACUCGGCUCCUGGCACUUCAUGUUCUGGAGGCUGUGCUGCCUGCCUGUGAGGCAGCUGUGGAAGAUGAGCAGGUGACACAGGUUGUCGAGCGUCUCUUCUCUCUGCUGUCCGACUGCAUGUGGGAAGCUCCUGUUGCUCAAGCCAAACACACCAUCCAGAAUAAAGAGACGGUCCGGGAGCUCAAACUGCAGGUAGAAGGAGAGGAAGAUGAGAACCUUCCUAUUCAAGAGGUGUCUUUUGACCCAGAGAAGGCUCAGUGCUGUGUGGUGGAGAAUGGUCAGGGCCUGACGCAUGGCAGCGGGGGGAAAGGUUAUGGCCUGGCCUCUACUGGGAUCUCCUCCGGAUGCUACCAGUGGAAGUUUUACAUUGUGAAGGAGAAUCGAGGCAAUGAGGGCACGUGUGUCGGUGUCUCUCGAUGGCCUGUGCAUGACUUUAACCACCGCACCACAUCAGAUAUGUGGCUGUAUCGGGCGUACAGCGGAAACCUGUAUCACAAUGGGGAGCAGAUGCUGACGCUGAGCAGCUUCACACAGGGAGACUUCAUCACUUGUGUCCUCGACAUGGAGGCGAGAACCAUCUCCUUCAGCAAGAAUGGAGAGGAGCCCAAGUUAGCCUUUGAAGAUGUGGAUGCCUCAGAACUUUAUCCCUGUGUGAUGUUCUACAGCAGCAACCCAGGAGAGAAGGUGAAGAUCUGUGACAUGCAGAUGAGAGGAACACCACGUGAUCUCCUCCCAGGUGAUCCUAUCUGCAGCCCUAUGGCCACUGUGCUGGUCGAGGCUACCACGCAGCUAAUUCGCAUCUUACACCGCACCGACCACUGGACCCACCGCAUCAACAAAACCAUGAUCGAACGGCUGCACAAGAUCAAGCCCUGCUUUAGAGAGUCGGCUGGCGGGUUGGGUGGCGCUAGCAGUGAGAAGCUGAAAAAGAGCCGCUCGGUGCAGAGCCGUGAGGAGCACGAUGCUCAGAAGGAGAGCCAGGAGGCACCCCCCAGGACGGAAGAGGACAGGGCUCGCCAUGGACGGCAGCACUGGCUGGGGGAGUUGUCAGAGCACCACUUGAGAACCCUGUGCACAGACGUGUGGCCAGUUCUGGCUGUGAUCGGAGGGGCAGAUGCUGGGCUGAGGGUGGGGGGCAGAUGUGUUCACAAACAAACCGGGAGGCACGCCACAUUGCUGGGUGUGGUCAAAGAGGGCAGCACCUCUGCGAAGGUCCAGUGGGAUGAAGCUGAAAUCACAAUCAGCGACACUCCGCUGUACAACCUGGAGCCCUGCGAGCCUCUGCCGUUCGACGUUGGGCGUUUUCGUGGCCUCACCGCCUCACUGCUGUUGGACCUCACUUACUUGACCAGCAUCCAUGAGGAGACUGCUGCCAAGCUCUGUGCACGGCGCCAUGAAAAGAAGCAUCGCAAUGCCGUCUCGUUGGGGCAUGAGCUGACUGGUACCGAGGAGAAAGUGGAUGGUGAGGGCCACAGUCGUAAUGAACAGAAAGAGAACGGAGCUUUGGCUGCCACCUCUGACUUGCGAGUGUCUCACAGCCUAGAGGAGGUGAAAUCACACCUGGCUCCCAACUCGAAGUCUGAAAGUGACAUCUCCUCUGUAGCUGGCAAUGGGAAUGAAAGCCUUUUCACAACAGCUCCUCACAGUGCUGCUGAGGGCAACAGGAAGAAGGCUCACGAGCACGGCUCUCGCAGCCAAGAGCUGGUCUCCAUCAGCACUCAGUCAGAGAUCCACGCCGUGCAGCUGUCCUACCUAUACCUGGGAGCCAUGAAGACCCUGAGUGCUCUGUUGAGCUGCAGCAAGUACGCAGAGCUGCUCCUCAUACCUAAG
Molecule: messenger RNA, 2646 nt
Organism: Nematolebias whitei (Rio pearlfish)
Lineage: Eukaryota; Metazoa; Chordata; Actinopteri; Cyprinodontiformes; Rivulidae
Product: probable E3 ubiquitin-protein ligase HERC1
Biological process (GO): proteasome-mediated ubiquitin-dependent protein catabolic process
Cellular component (GO): SCF ubiquitin ligase complex
Molecular function (GO): protein binding
Source: RefSeq, a predicted model, not a curated record